Messenger RNA from Amblyraja radiata (thorny skate), 6387 nucleotides. Its product is annotated as supervillin-like. The record is from RefSeq and is a predicted model, not a curated record. NCBI's taxonomy places the organism in Eukaryota, Metazoa, Chordata, Chondrichthyes, Rajiformes, Rajidae. Gene Ontology annotation, cellular component: actin cytoskeleton; cytoplasm. The transcript is spliced from 35 exons. Gene Ontology annotation, biological process: barbed-end actin filament capping; cytoskeleton organization; actin polymerization or depolymerization. Gene Ontology annotation, molecular function: phosphatidylinositol-4,5-bisphosphate binding; actin filament binding. Bases 389 to 5926 code for a protein of 1845 amino acids.
CAGCAGCGGCGCACUGUACACCCACCGCCUGCUCACACGGCCAGCCAAGCGGCGCUGCUGCAGUCGCAGCCAACUCAACGUGUGUAAGUGUUGCAGGUUCCCGUGUCAAGGUUCACAUUCGCCCUGUGAUCGUGCGGCCAGGCAGCCCCGGGUGCCGUCUGUGUGCGGCUGGGUCUGUGUACCUGGUCUGGCUCACAGUACAGCCCGACACUGGGGAUACUCGCGGUGGAAAGUGAAGGAGAGGGGUCCUUUGGGUGCCAAUCACCUGGACAUUGGUAAGGAGGCUGCCUGUUACCAGUGCCCACCAGAAUAUCGCUCUCUGCUAUACCCACCUCACCACACCCCCCACCCAUCUCCCCCAUCCUUACCAACUGUUGCCUCAAGUAUCAUGGAGUCUGAAGAGAAACACCUGAUGGAAACCAGGGCAGAUCGCAUUGCCAGGUACAGGGAUGAGCGGCGGAGACAGUUGGCUGACAGAAUUGGGAACCUCAAUGAGAAGGUGACAAUUAUUUCUAGAUGCUCGAGGAAGGAAAAGGAGAAUGAACCUUUUGAGAAGGUGUAUUCUGAAUCAGAGGGCUCGUUGAGCAAGUCAACUCUACAUGUACCUUUCAAACUUUGGAGAGCAAAGGACACUGCGAUGUCGAAAGAGGUGCUUGUGCGUUACACCAGUGGGAAGUCCAUGGAAAGAAUGGGCUCCCUGUAUGUGCAACAGCAGAAUAAUAUGAAUGAAGAGUUGGCAGCAGAGAGCAAACUAGGUGAUUCCCACCUUCAUGAGAUAGAGGUUUGCAGCAAGGAAAAUGUGGCUGAUGCUUUGGGCAAACCUCUCACUCUCCCACAGAGGUUUACUAUUCUUGAGACCCAACUCGUUGGUCUCCCCCCAUGGGCCAGUGGUGACAGGGCUAAUGACAGAGCCAGCACUGGGCAGGCAGCGGCUUCCAGCUGGGAGAUGGGCCGAAGGGCCUGGCGCUACAUCAACCCCGGGCUGAACCGCAAAGCAUGCGAUCGCUUGAAGACGCAGCCCCUGACGACCGCUGAACGGUCGUAUGUGGUGAAUGUAAACGAGGACAUCAGUGAGGAGGAUGAGAAGAUGGAUGCGAGGUCAAAGCUGAGUGUGGCCGCAAAGAUGUCCCUGUUUAAAGAACUAGAGAAAACCCCCCCUGCAGAAUCUGCCUCCCCGUUGCGACCUCACAGCACCAAUGCAGCCCUGGAGCGCAGAUUGCGCCGGGCGCACGACCGAAGUCGUACACAGCCAGUAACGACGGAGGAGAUGGUGGUAGCACACAGUCUCCCCAGAGCCCGCUCGCCAAAGUCGGUGGAUGUGAGUGGACCGGAGGCCAGCGCAGAAUCGCAGGAAGUGGAGGAGAGAGUGGACGAGAACUCCAAACUGAGCCUGAGUCAGAAGAUGGCCCUGUUCGAUAGCCUGUGCCAGCCGAUGCCACACAAAGCACCCCAGCUGGAAGGGGCAAGCGAGCGCAGACAGAAAGGAUUCCGCUAUCGCACCCAGCCCGUCACCAUGAGUGAAGUCCCACUGUUCCAGGAACAAACGAAACAACGUCCUCAAUCGCUGCCCAACUCACAAGUACCUCUCACGGCAGUGGAAACACCAUCACACGUUGUACAUCUUGCUGCCCAGGGGGAGAAGCUGGAGCCUGAGACCAUGGCAGCUCUGCCAUUCACCAGCAUCCAGGGCAGCUGGGAAGGAGCCAAUGAGGAGAAUGGAGGGAUGGCCAAGGACAUUAAGGGAAUAUUGAGAACACAGAGUCUUGAUGAGCAGAGAGAUGGACGUCUGGAGUGUUGCAAUCUGUGGGAACGGCCUGGGGAACGUGUGGCCAGCGUAAUGGCAGAGAGCAGCUCUGUUCCAAUUGCUCUGUGCGAGGCAGGGAAGGAGCAACAGUACGCUGGCAUGGCUGGGACAUCCAAUGAGAUACAGAUCGCAAGCCUUGCUGGGGCAUCCAAUGAGAUACAGAUCGCAAUCCUUGCUGGGGCAACCAAUGAGAUACAGAUCACGGGCCUCACUGGGGCAACCAAUGAGACACAGAUCACGGGCCUCACUGAUGGGACAUCCGAGGAGCCGCAGGGAAUGGGAGAUGAAAGGAGACCAAUUGAGAAAGAUCUCUCAGAGGAACAAAAUUCCAGUGAACCACUGGAAGUCCACGAUAGGAGAGAAGCAGUGGCAAUUGAAAAAUUGGAGCCGUUGCCACAGGACAUUUUUGUGACGCCACCAUCCUCACCUCCAUGGCAACAGGCAGAGAGCAAACACUCUCCACUGUGGCAACAGGCCAAUGGGAAGUCCUCACCGCCGUGGCAACAGUCCAAUGACCAGGCCUUGCUACCAUGCUCUUCCGCAUCGUCACAGCAACAGGCUGAUACCCAACUUGCUCCACAGGGUCAAAUCCAAAUGGAAGAGAAGUGCCCCCCGGAUCAGUUACUGGAUGAGGACAAUGGGGAAGAAACAUCAAUCAAACUUGGAACAUCUCUUAGAGAUAGGCUGCAUCAGCUGAAAGGUGGAGAGGAACAGUGGAGGCACAAGAGCAGCAAGAUCCAGAGCAGCAUCUGUCUCCCACUGACAGAGCGAUACAGCCAUUUGCAGGAGGCCGAGGGUGCCUGGAAGAAGAAGGAGGAAGAUGAGAAUCCGAACUGCGCAGAGCAGUCACAAUGUUGGGACCCUGUCUAUUCCUCCAUCUAUUCCCCUGUUGCUAGACAAUGCCAGUACAUCAUAUGUUAUGACCAGGAAGCACUUUCAUUCAAGGUCAAAGCGGCGGCGUUUAAUCAGAGCGGCCCUGGGUAUCUGUGGAGACGAAAGAGGACAGCGACCGAUAUCGGGGGAAAGAUAUCGCUGGAGGAGCGUAAACAGCUGAUCUCUGUGAGCGAGGAGCAGUGGAAAAUGAAGGGCAAAGGUGCAUUCAACGACUCCACACAGUUCACCGUGGCUGCACGUAUGGUGAAGAAAGGGUUAGUGUCGACCAAUGCAGGAAAUAAUGACGAGGCAGUUAUUCCAUUCAAGAAGGUUGCCACAGCGACCAGCACACCGACCAGACCCCUCGAAGAGAUUACAAGUCGUUCUGAUGUGCCCCUGGAGAGUGAUGCUACUUUGGAUAGUUUGGAGACCUUCCUCAAUAAACUCCACUCCAAAACCGCCAGCAACCAGGAGACGACCAUCACGGUGACGGAACAAACAGUGAAGGAAGUACCGAGGCCAGAUGAUGACGACACCUUCAGUAAAUUCUACAAGCACACACCGAGCCUCCUAACGUCCACUGUGGUGCAAAUCGACGAGAGCUUUGAUGCCAUUUUUGAAAGCAACAUGCCAAAGCUGAUCUCUGAGGUGGCAGAACACAAGCGAGCAGUGAGACCCACUCGUAAAACCCAGUCGUCGCGCAACCCCCUUCGAGUUCUGGCUGCCCGAGAGGACCUCCGGCUGGAGUACACCGAACAGCGGCUCAACGUGGCCGCGGUGGAGGCCAGGAGGAUCCGGGCGGAGAAGAUGGCCAAACACUCGAACUAUGCUGACGUGGCGUUGGCAGGGCUAACGAGCAAGGAGAACUUCAAGAACGUCAACCUCCGCAACGUGAAGAUGACAGAGCAGCCGUUGAGCAGCAGCAGCAGCCUCCCCUUCAGCAAACUGAUGCUGCUGCAAGUGAAGGGUCGCAGGCACGUGCAGGUUCGAUUGGUGGAGCCCCGAGCCACAUCACUCAACAGUGGAGACUGCUUCCUCCUGGUCAUGGCUAAGCACUGCUUCCUGUGGAUUGGCGAGUUCGCGAAUGUCAUCGAGCGCUCCAAGGCAUCAGAGCUGGCUAAUUUCAUCCAUACAAAACGUGAACUGGGGUGCCGGGCGGCAGCGGUCACCAUUAUCGAGGAGGGCAUUAACAACCAAAGCAAACGGACCAAGGACUUCUGGGAUCUCCUUGGUGGCCAGAUGGAAUAUCAAGAUGCUGGGGACCCUGAAGAAGAUGAGAUGUACGAAGCUGCAAUCAUCGAAACAAACCACAUAUAUCGCCUGGUGGACGACAAGCUUGUCCCAGACACGGAAUGGUGGGGAAAGAUCCCUCGCUGCUCCAUGCUGAGUUCAAAGGAGGUUCUGGUCCUUGACUUUGGCAGUGAGUUGUACAUUUGGCAUGGCAAGGAGGUGACGCUGACACAGCGAAAGACCGCGCUGCACUUGGGCAAGCAGCUGCUGAGCAGUUCCUACGACUACAGCAACUAUGUCAUCAACCCCCUGGACCCUGGUGCCACGAGGAACAUUGUCCAACAACAGGGGCGUCCCGAGUGGGUCAUUUUUGGUCGUUUAUCGCAGCACAAUGAAACAAUUUUAUUCAAGGAGAAGUUUCUGGACUGGGUUGAUCUGAGAAAACAGAACCAGCGGGAAGUGGAGCCCACAGCCGAGUUAAAGCUGGAGAACCAGAAUGAGCUGCGGGCGUACGACGCUAAGCUGCUGCUUGCAGCCCCGCAGCUGCCGUGCGGGACGGUGCUAGACGGGGUGAACGUGCAGCGGGGCUACGGGCUGCUGCACAUGGCCGAUGGCAGGGUGUCCGAGCUGAAGACCGUGGACGUGGCAGUCUGGCACGUUCAGGAGUUUGAGCACAGCGAGCUGUCCAGGGAGAGUUACGGCCAGUUCCAUGAGGGGGACACCUACGUCAUCCAGUGGAAGUAUACAGUCAGCAGUCUGGUGGCGAAGCGACAGACACCAGACCAGCUGAGCUGCUCCGGUUCUGGGAAGGAACGAUCUGCCUAUUUCUUCUGGCAGGGCACUCAGUCGAGCAUCAGUGGCAAAGGUGCCUCGGCACUGAUGACUGUGGAGCUGGGCAAGGACAGAGAAGCACAGGUGCUUGUGUCACAGGGAAAGGAGCCGCCCUGCUUUCUGCAGCUGUUCCAUGGUGGAAUGAUCAUUCACUCUGGCUGGAGGGAUAAAACAAGAACACCACAAGGUAUCUGGCGACUGUACUCGGUGCAGGGAGAGGUUGCGGUGGAGGGCCGUCUCCUGGAAGUCGAGUGUGACUGCAGCAGUCUGCGCUCCAGGGCUUCGCUGGUGCUAGUGAACACCCAGCAAGCGCUGGUGUACCUCUGGCAUGGCUGCAAGUCGCAGGCCAACGUGAGAGAUGUCGGCAGGAAUGCAGCCAAUAUGAUUAAAGACCGAUCACCCCAGGAGCUGGGGGUGUGGAGCAGGAUGGAGGUGACAGUGUGUGAGUUGGAUGAAGGUUCAGAACUGCCAGAAUUCUGGCACGCACUGGGGCAACCAGAUCGGAAAGCGUAUGACUGCAUGUUACAAGAUCCUGGGAAGUAUAACUUCACCGUGCGACUCUUCAGGCUGACUGCCUCCUCAGGGGAGUUCACCGUGACAGAGCAGCUAAGUCCCACCCGCAUCUCCAGUGGUGUCAUGGCCAUGCCAUUCUUACAGGAGGAGCUCUACUCUGUCCCUCAGCCAGCUUUAUUCUUCCUGGACAACCGGUUUGAGGUUUACCUCUGGCAGGGCUGGUGGCCGACGGAAAGCAAGAGCACGGGCUCGGCGAAGAUCCGGUGGGACAUGGAGAGACGGUGUGCCAUGGAGACGGUCCUACAGUAUUGCACAGAAAAGAACACAAAACGACCUCCCAAAGCUUACAUGGUUCAUGCCGGCACAGAGCCGUUGACCUUCACAAAUAUCUUCCCACGGUGGGAAUACGAGAUGAAGGAUAUACAAGAGGUGGGGCAGGACGGCAGCAGCAAAGUGCUCUUGGUUCAGGAUGCUUUACUGAGGCUUUGUAAGACGCAGUACUCACUGGAGGAGAUUAUGUCCAGACCCCUCCCUGAAGGAGUUGAUCCACAGAGACUAGAAACCUACCUAUCAGAUGAAGAUUUUCAGAAACUUGUGCAAAUGCCGAGGGAGGAAUUUUACAAGCUUCCUAGUUGGAAACAAGUGAAUUGGAAAAAAGUCAAAGGCCUGUUCUAAGUGGACGACGAUACCCUUACCCUGGCUUUUCCAGGAUUGUUUACAAUUCCGCCCUGGCUCACCACAUCAGAUCGCCACUUGCCAGCACAAGUGUAGCACGAGCAAAUGUGCGACACAUUCAUAACUUGUUACAUAUCACUCUCCUAUGUACUGAAACUCUGUAUGAGUGCACUAGAGAAGAUCCUUGUGGAUUGGUUGUGACUGUUGAUCUUGUUGACCCCUUCACCAUCCCGUGCCAACUAAUGUCAGCACCAGCCUCCUGUGCUGGGGUUGGGGAGUCUGAUCCCUGGGUUGCCAAGGAGCUCAAAUUAAUUUCCAGUAUACGGUAUUAACCGGAGAGAAAGAACCACAGGGGAAUUAUAAAGCCCCUGUCCCACUUUCCCGAGUUACUCACAAAUUCUCCCGAGUUUUCCCCUUGAUUCAAACUCGGAGAUGCCAGCCGCAGGUACUCAGGGCUAUUU